Gallus gallus (chicken) is the source of this 8921-nucleotide messenger RNA. It is a transcript of the gene TNXB, whose product is annotated as avian tenascin X. Gene Ontology annotation, molecular function: protein binding. The record is from RefSeq and is a predicted model, not a curated record. NCBI's taxonomy places the organism in Eukaryota, Metazoa, Chordata, Aves, Galliformes, Phasianidae. Bases 16 to 8856 code for a protein of 2946 amino acids. The transcript has 35 exons.
GCCCGGCCUGGGGCUAUGAAAGGGCCGGAGCCGCCCCGGAGCCCUCAGUGCCGCGCUGCCGCCUGCCGAGCCGGGCCUGGCCCAGCAGAACCCAACAGAACCCAACCAGGCCGAACAGGGCUGAGGACCAUGACCCCAGGGCUGCCGCUCCUGCUUCUGGCGCUGGCACUUCGGAGGGCACAGGGGAAUGCAGGAGCAUCCCCCGGUCCUCCCCCCGUCCCCCCGGAGCUCUCCUGUGGGGCAGAGGUGCUGGAGGCGGUGCUGGGACGGCUGCGGGCACUGGAGGGAGAAGUGCGGGCGCUGCAGGGACAGUGUGGGGACAGCCUGGGGCCCCAGGCUGGCACCGGGAGCACAGCGGCACGGAGGCUGUGUGACACCCCUGGGGCAGGGGGCUGCUGUGGGUGCCGCCUGGGAGAGUCUGGGGAUGGUCUCCCGUGUCCUGCACCCCGCUGUCCCCUCGACUGCAGCGACCAGGGCCGCUGCCGGGCCGGCCGCUGCCACUGCUUUGAGGGCUUCACGGGACCAUUCUGCGCAACCCCCGUCUGCCCCCCUGGCCGUGGUGGGCCCCACUGCACCCUCGAAAUCCCCUCAGUGACACUGCACCUGGCUGCGCGCAACCAGACGUCCUUCCGUGUGACCUGGCCGCGGCCAGCGAAGCCUGUGGAUGGCUAUGAGGUGGCUGUCAUCCCCAUGGAUGAACCAGCAGCACUGACCACCCAUGAGCUGCCUGGAUCUGCAGUCACCUUUGAGGUGACAGGGCUGACACCUGGACAAGCUUUUGAGAUCUUCAUCCAGGCCCAGCGGGAGCAGCACCUUGGGGCGCCGGGCACGCUGCGUGUCCGCACCUUGCUUGCCCAGUCUCUGCCCAACCAUGGGGGGCCACGGGGGACCCCUACAUUUCUGGCAUCUCCAGUGGCCCCAGCAUCACCAUCAGCCCGACAGUCUCCAGCAUCCCCAUGGUCCCCAGUGUCACUGGGGUCCUUGGGGUCACCAGCAUCCCUGAGGUCUCCAGUGUCACCAGAGUCCUCAGCAGCACCAGCUUCCAUGGAAUCCCCAUGGUCCCCAGCAUCCCCACACUCCCCAGAGUCCCCAGCAUCCCCAGUGUCCCCGAGGUCACCUACAUCUCCAUGGUCCCCAGCAUCCCCACAGUCCCCACUAUCUCCAGCAUCCCCUAUAUCCCCAGUGCUCCCAAAUGUCCCAUCCCUGCAUGAGCUGGGGGUCAAGCUUUCUUCCUACAAUGGGUCCUUGCUGCAGCGCCUGGAAAGCCACCUCCGGGCCACCAAUUUCCCACUCCGAGGCAACCAAACAGUGCCUGCAGUGGCCCGUGCCAUCCUCUCCUACCUGCUUCGCCGCAGCCCAGCCUCACUGCGUUAUCAGUUCCUCCGCCACCUCCAGCAGAACCCCCACCCCAAACCCCAGGUGUUGCCAGGGGCUGCUGGUGAAGCCCUGGUGGACUUGGAUGGGCUGAGGGGUCACGCGGAGACAGUAGUGAUCCGCUACCGGCUGCUGGAGGAGCCGGAGGGGGAUGAGGGGGAGGUGAGGGUGCCAGGGGACACCACAGUGGCCCGGGUGCCAGGGCUGGUGCCAGGGGCCACAUACCGGGUGGAGGUGCACGGUGUGGUGCGGGGACGUGUCUCCAAGUCCUACACUUCCCUGGUGACUGCAGGGCUGGGUGACACCAGUGAGCCUCCACUAGAAUGGGGGAACCUGUAUGACAUGGAGGUGACUGAGCCCCAGGGGGCCAUGGCCAAAGCAGCCCCAUCAGAGGAGGAACCACCACAGCGGCCCCGCCUGGGCAUGCUCACAGUCUCCCACGUGACUCCUAGCUCCAUCCAGCUGGAAUGGAGUGUCCUUGAGGGCACCUUUGACUCCUUCACGGUGCAGUACAGGGAUGCACAAGGCCAGCCACAGGCACUUGCUGUCGAUGGUGGGUCACGCACAGUGACUGUGCCCGGGCUGUCACCGUCCCGCCACUACAAGUUCAACCUGUAUGGGGUGUGGGGGCGGAAGCGCAUUGGUUUCAUCUCCACUGAUGCUGUCACAGAUUCAGCAAAACCAAAGGAAGAACUGCCAUCCCAACCACGCCUGGGUGAGCUGACGGCCUCCCACGUCAGCCCCGACUCCGUCCAGCUGGAAUGGAGCAUCCCCGAGGGCUCCUUUGACUCCUUCACGGUGCAGUACAAGGAUGCACAAGGCCAGCCACAGGUGGUGCCCGUGGACGGUGGGUUGCGCACAGUGACCGUGCCCGGGCUGUCGCCGUCCCGCCGCUACAAGUUCAACCUGUAUGGGGUGUGGGGGCGGAAGCGUCUGGGCCCCAUGUCCACUGAUGCUGUCACAGCUCCGGCACAGAAGGAACCACCUUCCCAGCCACUCUUGGGUGAGCUGACAGCGUCCCACGUCGGCCCCGACUCCGUCCAGCUGGAAUGGAGCGUCCCCGAGGGCUCCUUUGACUCCUUCACGGUGCAGUACAAGGAUGCACAAGGCCAGCCACAGGUGGUGCCCGUGGACGGUGGGUUGCGCACAGUGACCGUGCCCGGGCUGUCGCCGUCCCGCCGCUACAAGUUCAACCUGUAUGGGGUGUGGGGGCGGAAGCGUCUGGGCCCCAUGUCCACUGAUGCUGUCACAGCUGCAGAAGAGACGGAGGAGGAACCACCGUCCCAGCCACGCCUAGGAGAGCUGACGGCAUCCCAUGUCAGCCCCAACUCCGUCCAGCUGGAAUGGAGCAUCCCUGAGGGCUCCUUUGACUCCUUCACGGUGCAGUACAUAGACGUGCAAGGCCAGCCGCAGGAGCUGCACUUGGAUAGUGGGUCGCGCACAGUGACCGUGUCUGGUUUGCUGCCAUCCCACCCCUACAAGUUCAACCUUUACGGGGUGUGGGGGCAGACACGUCUGGGCCCCAUCUCCACUGACACCAUCACAGCUGCAGCUCCAGCACAGAAGGAACCGCCAUCCCAACCACGCCUGGGUGAGCUGACGGCCUCCCACGUCAGCCCCGACUCCGUCCAGCUGGAAUGGAGCGUCCCCGAGGGCUCCUUUGACUCCUUCACGGUGCAGUACAAGGAUGCACAAGGCCAGCCACAGGUGGUGCCCGUGGACGGUGGGUUGCGCACAGUGACCGUGCCCGGGCUGUCGCCGUCCCGCCGCUACAAGUUCAACCUGUAUGGGGUGUGGGGGCGGAAGCGUCUGGGCCCCAUGUCCACUGAUGCUGUCACAGCUCCGGCACAGAAGGAACCACCUUCCCAGCCACUCUUGGGUGAGCUGACAGCGUCCCACGUCGGCCCCGACUCCGUCCAGCUGGAAUGGAGCGUCCCCGAGGGCUCCUUUGACUCCUUCACGGUGCAGUACAAGGAUGCACAAGGCCAGCCACAGGUGGUGCCCGUGGACGGUGGGUUGCGCACAGUGACCGUGCCCGGGCUGUCGCCGUCCCGCCGCUACAAGUUCAACCUGUAUGGGGUGUGGGGGCGGAAGCGUCUGGGCCCCAUGUCCACUGAUGCUGUCACAGCUGCAGAAGAGACGGAGGAGGAACCACCGUCCCAGCCACGCCUAGGAGAGCUGACGGCAUCCCAUGUCAGCCCCAACUCCGUCCAGCUGGAAUGGAGCAUCCCUGAGGGCUCCUUUGACUCCUUCACGGUGCAGUACAUAGACGUGCAAGGCCAGCCGCAGGAGCUGCACUUGGAUAGUGGGUCGCGCACAGUGACCGUGUCUGGUUUGCUGCCAUCCCACCCCUACAAGUUCAACCUUUACGGGGUGUGGGGGCAGACACGUCUGGGCCCCAUCUCCACUGACACCAUCACAGCUGCAGCUCCAGCACAGAAGGAACCGCCAUCCCAACCACGCCUGGGUGAGCUGACGGCCUCCCACGUCAGCCCCGACUCCGUCCAGCUGGAAUGGAGCGUCCCCGAGGGCUCCUUUGACUCCUUCACGGUGCAGUACAAGGAUGCACAAGGCCAGCCACAGGUGGUGCCCGUGGACGGUGGGUUGCGCACAGUGACCGUGCCCGGGCUGUCGCCGUCCCGCCGCUACAAGUUCAACCUGUAUGGGGUGUGGGGGCGGAAGCGUCUGGGCCCCAUGUCCACUGAUGCUGUCACAGCUCCGGCACAGAAGGAACCACCUUCCCAGCCACUCUUGGGUGAGCUGACAGCGUCCCACGUCGGCCCCGACUCCGUCCAGCUGGAAUGGAGCGUCCCCGAGGGCUCCUUUGACUCCUUCACGGUGCAGUACAAGGAUGCACAAGGCCAGCCACAGGUGGUGCCCGUGGACGGUGGGUUGCGCACAGUGACCGUGCCCGGGCUGUCGCCGUCCCGCCGCUACAAGUUCAACCUGUAUGGGGUGUGGGGGCGGAAGCGUCUGGGCCCCAUGUCCACUGAUGCUGUCACAGCAGCAGCUCCAGCACAAGAGGAGCCACCUUCCCCACCACGUCUGGGUGAGCUGACAGCGUCCCACGUCGGCCCCGACUCCGUCCAGCUGGAAUGGAGCGUCCCCGAGGGCUCCUUUGACUCCUUCACGGUGCAGUACAAGGAUGCACAAGGCCAGCCACAGGUGGUGCCCGUGGACGGUGGGUUGCGCACAGUGACCGUGCCCGGGCUGUCGCCGUCCCGCCGCUACAAGUUCAACCUGUAUGGGGUGUGGGGGCGGAAGCGUCUGGGCCCCAUGUCCACUGAUGCUGUCACAGCUGCAGAAGAGACGGAGGAGGAACCACCGUCCCAGCCACGCCUAGGAGAGCUGACGGCAUCCCAUGUCAGCCCCAACUCCGUCCAGCUGGAAUGGAGCAUCCCUGAGGGCUCCUUUGACUCCUUCACGGUGCAGUACAUAGACGUGCAAGGCCAGCCGCAGGAGCUGCACUUGGAUAGUGGGUCGCGCACAGUGACCGUGUCUGGUUUGCUGCCAUCCCACCCCUACAAGUUCAACCUUUACGGGGUGUGGGGGCAGACACGUCUGGGCCCCAUCUCCACUGACACCAUCACAGCUGCAGCUCCAGCACAGAAGGAACCGCCAUCCCAACCACGCCUGGGUGAGCUGACGGCCUCCCACGUCAGCCCCGACUCCGUCCAGCUGGAAUGGAGCGUCCCCGAGGGCUCCUUUGACUCCUUCACGGUGCAGUACAAGGAUGCACAAGGCCAGCCACAGGUGGUGCCCGUGGACGGUGGGUUGCGCACAGUGACCGUGCCCGGGCUGUCGCCGUCCCGCCGCUACAAGUUCAACCUGUAUGGGGUGUGGGGGCGGAAGCGUCUGGGCCCCAUGUCCACUGAUGCUGUCACAGCUCCGGCACAGAAGGAACCACCUUCCCAGCCACUCUUGGGUGAGCUGACGGCCUCCCACGUCGGCCCCGACUCCGUCCAGCUGGAAUGGAGCGUCCCCGAGGGCUCCUUUGACUCCUUCACGGUGCAGUACAAGGAUGCACAAGGCCAGCCACAGGUGGUGCCCGUGGACGGUGGGUUGCGCACAGUGACCGUGCCCGGGCUGUCGCCGUCCCGCCGCUACAAGUUCAACCUGUAUGGGGUGUGGGGGCGGAAGCGUCUGGGCCCCAUGUCCACUGAUGCUGUCACAGCUGCAGAAGAGACGGAGGAGGAACCACCGUCCCAGCCACGCCUAGGAGAGCUGACGGCAUCCCAUGUCAGCCCCAACUCCGUCCAGCUGGAAUGGAGCAUCCCUGAGGGCUCCUUUGACUCCUUCACGGUGCAGUACAUAGACGUGCAAGGCCAGCCGCAGGAGCUGCACUUGGAUAGUGGGUCGCGCACAGUGACCGUGUCUGGUUUGCUGCCAUCCCACCCCUACAAGUUCAACCUUUACGGGGUGUGGGGGCAGACACGUCUGGGCCCCAUCUCCACUGACACCAUCACAGCUGCAGCUCCAGCACAGAAGGAACCGCCAUCCCAACCACGCCUGGGUGAGCUGACGGCCUCCCACGUCAGCCCCGACUCCGUCCAGCUGGAAUGGAGCGUCCCCGAGGGCUCCUUUGACUCCUUCACGGUGCAGUACAAGGAUGCACAAGGCCAGCCACAGGUGGUGCCCGUGGACGGUGGGUUGCGCACAGUGACCGUGCCCGGGCUGUCGCCGUCCCGCCGCUACAAGUUCAACCUGUAUGGGGUGUGGGGGCGGAAGCGUCUGGGCCCCAUGUCCACUGAUGCUGUCACAGCUCCGGCACAGAAGGAACCACCUUCCCAGCCACUCUUGGGUGAGCUGACAGCGUCCCACGUCGGCCCCGACUCCGUCCAGCUGGAAUGGAGCGUCCCCGAGGGCUCCUUUGACUCCUUCACGGUGCAGUACAAGGAUGCACAAGGCCAGCCACAGGUGGUGCCCGUGGACGGUGGGUUGCGCACAGUGACCGUGCCUGGGCUGUCGCCGUCCCGCCGCUACAAGUUCAACCUGUAUGGGGUGUGGGGGCGGAAGCGUCUGGGCCCCAUGUCCACUGAUGCUGUCACAGCUCCGGCACAGAAGGAACCACCUUCCCAGCCACUCUUGGGUGAGCUGACAGCGUCCCACGUCGGCCCCGACUCCGUCCAGCUGGAAUGGAGCGUCCCCGAGGGCUCCUUUGACUCCUUCACGGUGCAGUACAAGGAUGCACAAGGCCAGCCACAGGUGGUGCCCGUGGACGGUGGGUUGCGCACAGUGACCGUGCCCGGGCUGUCGCCGUCCCGCCGCUACAAGUUCAACCUGUAUGGGGUGUGGGGGCGGAAGCGUCUGGGCCCCAUGUCCACUGAUGCUGUCACAGCUGCAGAAGAGACGGAGGAGGAACCACCGUCCCAGCCACGCCUAGGAGAGCUGACGGCAUCCCAUGUCAGCCCCAACUCCGUCCAGCUGGAAUGGAGCAUCCCUGAGGGCUCCUUUGACUCCUUCACGGUGCAGUACAUAGACGUGCAAGGCCAGCCGCAGGAGCUGCACUUGGAUAGUGGGUCGCGCACAGUGACCGUGUCUGGUUUGCUGCCAUCCCACCCCUACAAGUUCAACCUUUACGGGGUGUGGGGGCAGACACGUCUGGGCCCCAUCUCCACUGACACCAUCACAGCUGCAGCUCCAGCACAGAAGGAACCGCCAUCCCAACCACGCCUGGGUGAGCUGACGGCCUCCCACGUCAGCCCCGACUCCGUCCAGCUGGAAUGGAGCGUCCCCGAGGGCUCCUUUGACUCCUUCACGGUGCAGUACAAGGAUGCACAAGGCCAGCCACAGGUGGUGCCCGUGGACAGUGGGUUGCGCACAGUGACCGUGCCCGGGCUGUCGCCGUCCCGCCGCUACAAGUUCAACCUGUAUGGGGUGUGGGGGCGGAAGCGUCUGGGCCCCAUGUCCACUGAUGCUGUCACAGCUGCAGAAGAGACGGAGGAGGAACCACCGUCCCAGCCACGCCUAGGAGAGCUGACGGCAUCCCAUGUCAGCCCCAACUCCGUCCAGCUGGAAUGGAGCAUCCCUGAGGGCUCCUUUGACUCCUUCACGGUGCAGUACAUAGACGUGCAAGGCCAGCCGCAGGAGCUGCACUUGGAUAGUGGGUCGCGCACAGUGACCGUGUCUGGUUUGCUGCCAUCCCACCCCUACAAGUUCAACCUUUACGGGGUGUGGGGGCAGACACGUCUGGGCCCCAUCUCCACUGACACCAUCACAGCUGCAGCUCCAGCACAGAAGGAACCGCCAUCCCAACCACGCCUGGGUGAGCUGACGGCCUCCCACGUCAGCCCCGACUCCGUCCAGCUGGAAUGGAGCGUCCCCGAGGGCUCCUUUGACUCCUUCACGGUGCAGUACAAGGAUGCACAAGGCCAGCCACAGGUGGUGCCCGUGGACGGUGGGUUGCGCACAGUGACCGUGCCCGGGCUGUCGCCGUCCCGCCGCUACAAGUUCAACCUGUAUGGGGUGUGGGGGCGGAAGCGUCUGGGCCCCAUGUCCACUGAUGCUGUCACAGGUGCCCCAGGAACACUAUGGGUGGGGACACUGUGGCCCCGCAGUGCUCACCUGCAUUGGGCACCUCCCCAUGUCCCCCCUGAAGGCUACAACCUCAUCUAUGGACCCCCCGGUGGCCCCGUGAAGACACUGCAGCUGCCCCCUGAAGCAACAUCCAAGGAGCUGUGGGGCCUGGAGCCCAGUGGACGCUAUAGGGUGCAGCUCUGGGGCCGGGGGCUGGAGCCCCUUGAGACCACCUUUGACACCCGUGAACAGGGACACCCAACUGGUUGGGGCCUGCGGAUGGGGGCACCUACACUGCUCUGUCCUUCAGCACCCCUCCCCCACCCACAUCCCCGGGACUGCGCUGAGGAGCAGCUCAAUGGACCGGGGCCUUCACGAGAGGUCCUCAUCUUCCUCGGGGGCGACCGGCAGCGGCCACUGCACGUCUUCUGCGACAUGGAGAGCAAUGGGGGCGGCUGGCUGGUGUUCCAGCGCCGCAUGGAUGGGGGCACCGACUUCUGGAGGGGGUGGGAGGAGUACAUCCAUGGCUUCGGGAACGUUUCUGGGGAGUUCUGGCUGGGGAAUGCGGCGCUGCACACACUGACAGCUUCCGGGCCCACGGAGCUGCGUGUGGACCUCCGGACGCCGUCAGACAGCGCCUUCGCCCGCUAUCGGGAUUUCGCCGUCAGUGGUCCUGAGGACAAUUUCCGUCUCCACCUCGGGGCCUACAGUGGCACAGCUGGGGAUGCACUGUCCUACCAUGCUGGGAGCCCCUUCUCCACGCGGGACCACGACCCCCGAGGCCGCCCUCGGCCCUGCGCCGUCGCCUACACCGGAGCCUGGUGGUACCGCAACUGCCACUACGCCAACCUCAAUGGGCGCUAUGGGGUGCCCUACGACCACCAGGGCAUCAACUGGUACCCCUGGAAGGGCUUUGAGUACUCCAUCCCCUUCACAGAGAUGAAGCUGCGACCGCAGCGUGACUGAGAGCACUAGAAAGGUCGUGGGUCGCAGUGGAGCCUUUAUGGGGUCAAUAAAGCUGCGAGUAGCCA